Molecule: messenger RNA, 736 nt
Organism: Scutellospora calospora
Lineage: Eukaryota; Fungi; Glomeromycota; Glomeromycetes; Diversisporales; Gigasporaceae
Source: the annotation of a GenBank genome assembly
CCAAAAGCACAUGGAUGUCUUAAUAAUUCGGGAGAAUACUGAAUGCUUGUACAUAAAGAAAGAACGACAAAUAACUGAUGAAUCAACGGGAUUAAAGGUUGCAUGGGCUGAACGAAAAAUCUCUGAAUAUGCCUCCAGACGGUGUGGUAAAAUGGCAUUCGAAAUGGCUUUAGGGAGGGAUAAACUUAGACAAAGUAUCCCAUUAGAAAAAAGGCUUUGGAAAGGGAAGCCAAAGGUAACAAUUGUUCAUAAAUCUAACGUAUUGAGCAUUACUGAUGGUUUAUGGAGAGAGACAGUGCGGGGUGUUAAAGAAAAUGACCAUAAAUACGAUGGUGUAGAUAUGGAAGAACAACUCGUUGAUUCAAUGGUUUAUCGUCUUUUCCGCGAACCUCACUAUUUUGACGUCGUUGUUGCACCAAAUAUUGAUGGUGCAGCCGCCUUAGUUGGCAGUUUAGGAGUUGUCCCAAGCGCAAAUGUUGGAGACAAUUUCGUUAUGGGUGAACCAGUACAUGGAUCAGCACCUGAUAUAGCCGGGCAAAACAAAGCAAAUCCUAUCGCCGCAAUUCGUAGUGCUGGAUUACUUUUAGAACAUAUGGGUUAUCAUCAACAAGCUCAAUCUAUUUAUAGUGCAGUAGAUGAUAUACUGAAGCGUGGAGAAAUUCUUACGCCAGACUUGGGUGGAAAAGCGACAACUCAGCAAGUCGUAGAUGCUAUCAUUAAGUCUCUUUUGACAUAA